This is a messenger RNA of Mus musculus (house mouse), 5449 nucleotides long. RefSeq names its product chromobox 6 (gene Cbx6). The record is from RefSeq and is marked validated. Bases 123 to 1367 code for a protein of 414 amino acids. Gene Ontology annotation, biological process: negative regulation of transcription by RNA polymerase II. The transcript is spliced from 5 exons. NCBI's taxonomy places the organism in Eukaryota, Metazoa, Chordata, Mammalia, Rodentia, Muridae. Gene Ontology annotation, cellular component: chromosome; PcG protein complex; nucleus.
GAGCGCGCGCCCCGCCGAGCGCCCGCCCGCCGGGGGCCUGAGCGCUGGGGCGCGUGCGCGAGCGGUGCAGCACCGGCCGCGGGAGCAGGGAGUAUUAUGGGCUGUGGGUGCCGCUGAGCAAGAUGGAGCUGUCUGCAGUAGGCGAGCGGGUCUUCGCGGCCGAAUCCAUCAUUAAACGCCGGAUCCGCAAGGGACGCAUCGAGUACCUGGUGAAAUGGAAAGGGUGGGCGAUCAAGUACAGCACUUGGGAGCCAGAGGAGAACAUUCUGGAUUCGAGGCUCAUCGCAGCCUUCGAGCAGAAGGAAAGGGAACGUGAGCUGUAUGGGCCCAAGAAGAGGGGACCUAAACCCAAAACUUUCCUCCUAAAGGCCCGGGCCCAGGCGGAGGCCCUCCGCAUCAGUGAUGUGCAUUUCUCUGUCAAGCCGAGCGCCAGCGCCUCCUCGCCCAAGCUGCACUCCAGCGCUGCGGUGCACCGGCUCAAGAAAGACAUCCGCCGCUGCCACCGUAUGUCUCGCCGUCCCCUGCCACGACCAGACCCACAAGGGGGUAGCCCUGGCCUACGCCCACCCAUCUCGCCCUUUUCUGAGACCGUGCGCAUCAUCAACCGUAAGGUGAAGCCCCGGGAGCCCAAGCGGAACCGCAUCAUCCUGAACCUGAAGGUGAUUGACAAGGGUCCGGGAGGUGGCAGCACUGCGCAGGGCACCGGGGCACUGGCCCGCCCGAAAGUCCCCUCGCGGAACCGGGUCAUUGGGAAGAGCAAGAAGUUCAGCGAGAGCAUGCUCCGUACCCAGAUCCGCCACAUGAAGUUUGGCACAUUUGCGCUCUACAAGCCCCCUCCUGCCCCUCUGGCGCCCUCUACUGCGGGCAAAGCCGAUGUGGCCUCCUCGGGGCCUGGGCUGCUCCUGGCCACCCCAGCUGCUGCCCCCUUUGACGCACACAGCUCCAGCUCUUCCGGCUGCCCCUCACCCACACUGCAGUCCUCUGACCCAGACGAUGCACCACCCAAGCUACUCCCGGAGACCCUGAGCCGAUCUGUGCCCAACUGGCGAGAGUCAGAGGUGCUCGAUCUGUCCAUCCCUCCUGAGGCGGCUGCCACCGGCCAGCGGGUGCCUCCUGAUGUCACUGGUGCUGCGGACCAGGCGCUACAUACAGCUCUGGAGCCCACAGGUGCUGGCUCCUCCGAGCCUGAGGCUGGGGACUGGCGCCCCGAGAUGUCGCCAUGCUCCAAUGUAGUUGUCACAGAUGUCACCAGCAACCUCCUGACCGUGACCAUCAAGGAAUUCUGCAGCCCGGAGGAUUUUGAGAAGGUGGCCGCUGGGGUGGCAGGUGCUACAGGGGGCGGGGGUGGCACUGGGCCAAGUAAGUGAGGGGCUUCCUCAAGGAGGGGGGCUUUGGGGGGCCUCCUUCCUGGAGUCAUACUUGUGCUCCCACCCCGUCCCUGCCCUCAGACCCGUAUGCCUGUGCUUAGCUUGCCUCAGAUGGCUCAGUGUUGACCCAGGGAUAGGGCUGGUAGCCCUGGACUUGGUUAGGGCCUUGGUAGGGCUUAGAAAGGAAGAUCUGCUCCCUAGUGUACCUGGCACUGUCCCUGACUGUGCAGGUGGGGCCCACUAGAUGGUUUCUGGGGGAUCCCCAGAACAUGGGGUUCACCUAUCCUAUCUACAUCCCCCCACCCUGCCUCUCCUAGCUUGCUUCUUGCUCUGUGUGCAGUGUUUGGUCUCGGUGCUAUCUCGCCAUCUGCAGGGCCCCCAGGAGAUCCCGCCUAGGGUGGGCACAGGCUCUCACCACCCUGGCACUGAGUGAAGGAUGAGGCCAAAAUGGGUCCCUCCCUCGACACCAUUGAGGGUGGCAGCAGCUGGGCCAGAGGUCCGCUUCCCUGCUUGCCUACGUGUGGACCAGGCCUAUGCAGAUCUCUUGCCCCACACACUGUCUAUCCCAAACCCCCUUUUUGAAGGUGGAGGGGCUGGCAGACAUGGCACCCUGCCACAGCCUCUGGGUAUCUGAAAACCCCUUCCGUUUUCUACCAAAGGUGCUGCAAGAACCUGCUGUAGGAACUUCUGGCUGUGCAUGUGUGUUUGCCCCUUGGCUCCUUCUUGUGUAGAUCCGUGUGUGUGUGUUGGGUGCAGGGCCUUAGUUUUCCCUGCAACACCCUUUACGGUUCCUCAGAACAGGGUCGCUGAAGGCGUGGCCUCCCUUGCCUUAGCCAGGCCUGGCACAGUCCAGUCUGUGCGGUUUGUCGUGGAAGCCACAGGCCACUCUGAUCCCAGGUUGCUGGGGGACGUGGAGCCACCUCAGGCCCUUCUUGGGAUGGUCAUCUUGAAGGUCAGAUCUUCACUGCAGAUGUGGUACUGUGGGGACUGGUAGAGGAAGAGCCCAGCUACAGCCUCCUCUUGCAGAUGUUUGUGGAGGAAAGAGGAGGCCUAGAGACCUCCCCGGGGUCUUCAGUUUCCCCCACCCUUCCAGUUUGCUUUUAACUGCUGAGGUUUCCUAACAGCCUAGCCUGUUGGAAGACUUCGGGUGCCUUGGGCAGCGUCUGUUGCCCUCUGCUGCUAGGGAACUGAGGCAUCCAUGCCAAUGGCAGAGACCAAAGCCCCAGAUUCAGGCCAGGCACUGGGAGACUAGCAGGGAGGGAGGGAGGUGCCGGUCCCCAGGCGGCACUGGCCUGCCCUUGGCCACUGCCUGGGAUUCACCUGGGCGUUGACCAGAGUGUUCCUGUAUGUGGCCUGAGCUGGCUUCUGGUGUACACAGCCCUUGGUAGCUUGCUCAGAAGCAUGGGAAGAGGCAGAAGCAGUGACCUUAGGACAAGUAUUCUGGUCUUAGAGGAAGAUACUCUUCCUUUCACCAGCCUGCCUGCCAGGGUCUGCAGCACAGCCCCAGCCCUCCUUGCCCCAGGGUAUAAAACAGGGGCCCUCACAGGGCUUGAGGGGGCCACAGUCUGGCCCCACCUUGUCCCGUGUUAGCUCUCAUACCGUCCAAGUGCCAAUUGGCUUUUCCCCCAAAUAAGGGCUGGUAUUUCGCCUCUGUCCCCAGAGGUGAUUUCCCCCUCCCCCUCCCCCAGGUGAACCACCACCUGGGUGCCAGUUACAGGUGUUUGCAGAGACCAUAGAAAUGUGUUUUCCUGAGAGUCUGUGUCAUUUGUGACCUUUUUUUGUAAAGAAGUUGUGUUUUCAGAGGUGAUUUUAUGACAGGAAAGUGAAAGUUAGUUUUGCAAAAAAAAAAAGAAAAAAAAAGAAAAAAAUUUUUAAAAAGGAAAAAAAAAAGAAAAGAAAAAAUAGAAAAAAAAAAAAAAAGGACCAUUGUAGGACUCCUAAGAGCAUAGGGUGGGGAGGGAGAGAGCUAUUUAAGAACGUAUUAACGCAGCGAUUGCACAGGUGAGUGGCAAUGUUGGGGUGAGGGUGGAGGCCUUAGCUAGCUGGUGGAUUCCCUGGGAUAGAAGGCGCCACAGAGGUGGCCACAGCUGUCCUCCUUCCUUGACAGGGUGAGUCUGUUGUGACAUAGGAACAUGCUUCCAGUUGCUUGAAAGGAAGGACAACCAGCCCUAAGGUGACUAGCGGGGAAGUGCAGGGGACAAGUGGACAGCGGUAGUGGGACCCAACUUACUGUUGUUGCCUUUCCCCCAGGAAGGCACCCAUCCCAUCACGGGUCUUUACGCUUCAGCUCUCUGGGUCACGUGGUUCCCAGUGGUUCCCAGUAGCUCCCCAGACACCCUAACGCCCUGGGCACCUUUGAGCAUCCCUGAUUGGGAAAGGGAUGCAGGCUUUAGAAAGCGGCUGACGGGUAAAAUCGCUGCAUACUCUGCACAAGCCUCAAGGUGCACGGGCACAGGGAAGAUGCGAGCCUGCCAAUGAGCAGCCCUCUUCUCUCUCCUGAAUGGUCUGGAGCAGGAGGCCCAGAGGCUGCACAGACUCCUUACAUAGCCCUGCAUCAUCAGCCUACUGAAGGCCCCUCCCCUACCCCUGCUGCUUUUCAUUUGCCUAAUUACCAAGUCAAAGUUGCAGUCCAAUUUGCUUUAUUUUUGUAAGUGAAAUGACCCCCCUACGCCCCCUGUAGGUCGUGUCCUGUAAGCGCACCCUUCCCUCCUACUUGUCAGGAACUAGGAGUGGGUGAGUCCUGGGUCUUGGGUUUUGAGAUGGAGGGUUGGCAUCCAUCCCUGCUGUGGUUCUUGCCCUGAUCUAAGUCAGUCCCUCUGUGAAAGGCUGGACAGGGUGGCAAGGCAGCAUGAAGCACUACAGGUGCCCAGCCUGAGGGGGCAAAAUGAGCCUCCCUCCCCAACUUCAGAGGGAGCUGGUGGAUCAGAGGGCGUUGCCUCGUUUCAAAGGAGGCUGAGAUACUUCACUGGAGUAUGGAGGCUUCAGAGCCCAGGCUGGCCUGGCAUUUAAAGGGAAAUGUGGGACUCUUGACUGGCCAUGGCAGAAACAAGGUCAGUCAAGGAUGGACUGGCCUCUGGGGACCUAAGAGGGCACCCCCACCUUUUCUCCUUACUUUUCUGGUUGGUUCGGGUUUUCGGGGUUUUUUUGUUUGUUUGUUUUAUUCUUGUUUUUUGCACUUAAUGGAUGGUGGAACCCAGCCUGGUCAGUUCUACCCUUGGGUUCCGGUGCACUAGACCAAGGUGGCCUGCCUGGGGCUCCUGUGGUUCAAGGAAUCACUUUUUAAAAGAUAGGAGAAAACUUAAGGGUUUUAGUUUUGCUCUGUCUGCUUCUCUUCUUGGUUCAGGAAGCCCAGAGAGACACUUGAGAAGCAAAAAUAGGCACCUGGUCAGGUGGGGGCUCAGGACCCCACUUCCCAACCUACAGUUCCCACUGUCCUUAAAAGAGUCGGGGCUCUGUUCCAGCCAUGUGCAGUGCACCGGCUGUGUGAUGGACCAGAGGGUCUGAAGGGGCCGAGUGGCGGGGUCAGACGUUGGGCAUACCUGGCUGAGGGGGGAAGCAGGCAUCUUUUUGUUGGUUUUAACUUAAAAACACAAAGGCCUAAAGAAAUAUGUAUCUUAUAAUUUUUUUAAUUUUUAAGAAGCUCGUUUGAUGAACUGCACGAAUGAAUUCUAUAUAUAUAUAUAUAUAAUAUACGUACAUAGCUCUAUAUUUGGGGACGGGCACUGUCUCUUUUCUCUCACAUUUUAAAGAUGAAGUGUCUUUGCCUUUGCCUGUGGUUCAACCAUCCAGCCCCCAGCUGGCUAAACUUUGCCUCCAGUGGUUAAUGGCAGGAACCUAAUAGAGCCGGCCAGCGGACAAAGGGGCGGGCCCCCAGUCUGCCCCGCCCCUCGGGGAGGACUUCCAGUGGGGAAGAUAGCUUAUUUUGGACGUGGAUUCGGUAGAUCUGGGCCAGGGGAGGGCGGGCUCGUGCUGAUCACUCUGUCUUGUACGUUUUGUUCUGCUGCUCUUCAAUAUUGUAUCGAUGCCAGGAAAGGGGGUGAAACCUCCUUCACCCCCAAAUAAAUUGUCACAUUCCGAAGCUA